CCGGUCGUUCCUCGUUUCAAGAGGAUCUCCUCGUCGACUUCUCGUCCUAUCACCCGCUCUUGUCGAACCCGACGGUCGGGAAUACGCUGACGAGACCCAUCCGUUUCGAGGUCCUAUCGCGACAGACUCGACGUCGCGACCACACGUCCCCAACAAACGGUCGUAGGAAAAUCGUCGUGGGGCUCCCCCAAGGGUUACGCAGGUCGUCCCUUAUCCUUCGUUUGAAAUAUCUACCAGUGUCUGGAGCCGGUGUCCAGUCACGACCCAUACAAAAACCACCCCCUAUUGUAUCGCCUUCCGCCUUCCUCCUCCCAACACACCAUGAAGACCUUCACGAUGCGAUCGGCUAUCGCCGCCUCCGUCCUGUUGCUGUCCGUCUCGCUCCCGGCAGUCACCGCUGAGGCUUCCGAGUAUAAAGGCUGCUUCACCAAAUCCACCGGGUUAGACGACGAAGGGCCCUACACAUAUCAGAGUGACGGGUAUUGCCAAGAAAAAUGUCUCAAAAAGGAUGCCGCCGUCUUCGCCUUGUGGAAAGGUUCCAACUGUAUGUGCGGUGAUGAAAUGCCCGAGAAAUCCUCCAAAGGGGACGAAGACAAGUGUAAUACCAAGUGCUCUGGCUGGCCCGAUAAGAUGUGCGGUGGAAAGGAUGCCUACUCGGUGUACUUGACUGGAGCCAAGAAGAAUGUCGAUUACCACGGUUCCAAGUCCUCGACCAGCAGUUCGUCCUCCACCACGGACUCGGACUCCACCGCGACCGGUGGACAGACAGUCAUCGAGACCUCGGAGGCCGAACCGACGGAGGAAGCCGACAAGGAUGACGGUCCCAACACCGCAGCCAUCGCCGCCGGUGUGGUCGUCGGUGUGGUCGGUUUCUUUGCCCUAAUUGGGGCCGGCUUCUUCCUCUGGCGGUUCCGUAAUCGAAAGAACAACCAAGCCCAGUUCGAUCGCGGGACCGGUGUCGACCAGUACGGCCAGCACAUGUCGCAGAAUUCCAUGUCCGACUCGCGGUUCGACGGCGACUUUAUGGCCCAGCGACGCCAGAGCAAUGGCAGCAUCGACGACGAUCAGGACUUCUCGCGGCGGAUUUUGCAGGUAACGAACGGUGAUGCGGAUCAGACUCGGUACUAUGGGCGCUGACCGGUGUCUGCAGGUGAGAAACCCCGAUGGAUCGGUGAUGCAUUAAUGGAGUUUUUAAGUGGCGUUUCGGCUACCCACAGCCCGUGGCAUGUCGGAUCCCUUAGCCCCUGCAUCGCAUUGUGCCCAUGCCGUUCCAUUUUACGACCUGUCAUUUCACCUUUUUGUUACCAUCGUGCAUUUACUUUAUUUAUUUGGUUUCUGCCGUACGCGGCCGCCGCAUGGUUCUAAUCGUGCGGUUGUAUUAUCUGCCCUCAGCGUUGCCUGUCUCUGCCUUGCAUCACACCGGUAUCCUUCUACUAUACUGUCGUUUUUUGA
Molecule: messenger RNA, 1452 nt
Organism: Aspergillus candidus
Lineage: Eukaryota; Fungi; Ascomycota; Eurotiomycetes; Eurotiales; Aspergillaceae
Exons: 2
Coding region: 322-1137 (271 amino acids)
Source: RefSeq, a predicted model, not a curated record